This is a messenger RNA of Protopolystoma xenopodis, 435 nucleotides long. Lineage: Eukaryota; Metazoa; Platyhelminthes; Monogenea; Polystomatidea; Polystomatidae. The record is from the annotation of a GenBank genome assembly.
AUGUUAUCUCAAGUUGGCUCAAAGUGGGAUCGAGUCCUCUCGAUUUGGACCGCCUUUGACCUGACUUUCUACUUCGCUUUUUGGACAAAUGGGUCCACGUUUGGUAAACAGCUUCAACUACUUUCCUCGCUCAGUGCUGCCAAUCGAAAGGCAGCCUCAUCCGGGCUGGACCAGAAUGCAGGUUUGACUGGGCUGUACCAUCUCGUCGGCCUCCCGAACGGUACUAAAAAGUUGGUCGAGUCCGAGAAGUGGCGACAGACUGUCAUUUCUCCACUCAACACACAGCACGCGCGCACUGCGACGCAAUCACAUGCGGUCACAUUGCAGGGUCAAAUGUAUACAUUUUUGGGGGGAGAAUGCAGCUAUUCGGGGACACUAAAAAUCCGUCUCACACUUCAUCUUCACCCAUUUCACAUGUCAUCCGCGGCCAAUUGA